Molecule: messenger RNA, 3317 nt
Organism: Syngnathoides biaculeatus (alligator pipefish)
Lineage: Eukaryota; Metazoa; Chordata; Actinopteri; Syngnathiformes; Syngnathidae
Gene: pik3ap1
Product: phosphoinositide-3-kinase adaptor protein 1
Exons: 17
Coding region: 194-2737 (847 amino acids)
Cellular component (GO): cytosol
Molecular function (GO): phosphatidylinositol 3-kinase regulatory subunit binding; signaling receptor binding
Source: RefSeq, a predicted model, not a curated record
GGAAGUGGGGGUGAGUCGCUAAAAUCAGGAAACUGAAUGUUGCUAUUGAUACCGCAGCAACGGGUGAAAGCUAACUUAUUCGCACGGACAGAACGCCGCAACUGGAUUUUGAGGGGAAUUUAAAAAGAAAACGUAUUUCUUCGAACUAUGAUCCUUAUGGACUGAUCAUUUUACGGACCUUCAAGACAUAAACAUGGAAGACCUCAUCUGCUGUAGGGAAUCAGUUAAUUCUCCAUCCCUCUCACCACAUGAUCUAGUAAUUCUGCACACUGCUGAGGGACAGGAUUGGGCCAUGUAUUUGCAGCAGAUCAUGCAAAAGUCCUCCAGGAAGUUCCAAAAAAGCUCCGUUUUGCUAUAUAACAUUGGCCCAUAUGAUGAUGGGUACAACUUUGAAAAUGUCGACAGCUUCAACUGCAUUGUGCUGCUCCUCACUGGAGCAUUCAUAGACUUCAUGUCUGAGUCAAAACUGCAUGGGGGCCUUCAGAGGCUGCUCCACCCAUCACACCGAGUUGUGGCGCUGUUGUGUGGCGUGUCCGAAGAAGACGUACGGACGGCUGAUGGCUUUGAAGACUGGGCAAGUUGGAGAAAACUUCACGCUAAGGAUGAACCUGCUGUCUACGUCUCGACCAUUUUGGAGACCAUCACUAACAGCAUGCUCCAGGCUGAACAUGUGAUGAAAUGCACAGCCUCAGAUGAGCUGCACGUCACAGAAGCCUCUUCAAGUGAAGAUCCCUCCACUCAUGGGACACAGGAAGUCUUGUCAGAAGCGUGUCAAAAAAGAACUUGGAAGGAUGAACAUGUUGCUGUUGGUCUUUCAGUAACCAAGGAAAUGAAUGCUCACACACACAUCAACUGCGUCACUGUCCAACCACGCCGAAUUCUCUGUGGAGUGGAGGAGAAAAUUUUCAUUAUUUUUAAUGCAAAAGUAAAUGAUCUCCCAUCACCAGAGGUGGAGUUUUCUUCUGAAAAUAACCCAAUAAAAAUGGUUCCAUGCACUGUUGAGAAUGAGUACACCAUAAGUCUUACUACACCCGAAAUGCAAGCAGGAGUGGCAUUGCUCACUCUGUGCUCUAAUCAAGCACGUAUAAGCUUGAAAUGUAUCACGUACUAUACCAACAUGGGAGAAGUCAGACAGUGUCUUGAAAAUUCUGCCGACCCCAUAAAUUUCCUCUGCCAGGCUUUCAAUUUGAUGUCCAAUUCAGUUGAAUUUUUGGACAACAUUCUAAGUGACUCAUUAAAAUCCAAGAUGCCUGCAUGUCUUCCGCUGUUUGGGAUCAGCCAAAUUGAGGAGCACAAUAUGGCAGCAUAUAAGCGCAGCGAGGAACUUCCCACGCUGCUCCACUUUGCUGCGAAGUACGGCCUGAAGAAGCUGACGCGCGUCGUCCUUCAGAUUCCUGGGGCGCUGCAAGCUUACAGUGUGAUGAACAAGAACGGCGAUUAUCCAAACACGCUGGCGGAAAAGAGUGGCUUCCCAGAUCUCCGACAGUUUAUUGAUGAAUUUGUUAGGGAAUAUAUGCUCAAAUCUCACAAAGAAGGUCCAGAUGAGAUUGAAGAGGACUAUGAACAGAUGUCAAAUACCAAGUACUCAGGUUGUCCCAAUGACAUGUAUGUGUCAAUGCUGGACAUAAGCCCUGAGUGUGCAGAUGACCUAUAUGAAGUCAUGAAUGCAGUAGCGGAAAACCCCGAGGAAGCUAUGUUGAGGAGAUUUUUUCAAGCAAAACCUCACAACAGCAUAGCCCUGGAUGAGGGGAAGCAAGUGAAAUGUGAGCAAAUGGAAAAUACAGAAGCAAAUGUGCUGAACGAAAUUUACAAUGAGUUUGAACCCUACAACCUGUCCAGUGAAGAGAUUUAUGAUACUCUGGAUGACAAUAAUUGCCGCAAUGCAGCAGUCCGGUCCCGACCACCAGCCCCGGUCCCCAGACCUGAAAUUGAGCCUGAACCUGAAAAAAAUGUAACCUAUAUUGCAAAAGUAUUUUCAGAUAAAGCUAUGUUCCAAAAUCGAGCCAUGGAAACAUAUCAGGAAGCUCAGCCUGCGAUGGACUCCCCCGUACCUGUAUAUGAUGCUUUUGCUGGCAUGAAGACGCCCGGUCAGAGACAGCUGAUAACCCUGCAGGAGAGGGUAAAAAUUGGAGAAAUUACUGUGGAUGAAGCCGUCUCUGAAUUCAAAGCUUGGCAGCUGGACCAUGAGCGCAGAGCAAUGUCAGUGCGCUAUCAGCAGGAUAAUCUUAGAAGAUUAAGAGAGAGCAUCAACAGGCGUCACAAUGAGAGAGAAAAGGCAGGAAAGAACCUUGACUAUGAGAUAAGUGCCCCACUGCAGAGAAACUCCUUUUGGGGGGCCACUGGGACAUUGGAGUCUGCUGUAUAUGACGGAGCGCCCAAAAUGGUGCCUCCAUCCUCCUCAACGGGCCAGUUUAUCCAAAGAGGCACCUGGAAAACAGGGAGCACAUCCAGUACAUCCAGCACAGAGAGCAACAGACUUAGCACGCACAGCAAUUUGAGCUACAGCAGCGGGACAGAGCCAGAUUAUGAGGACUCUCUUGAAAACCUCCCCCUUUCACCACGAACGACUGAUCCACCUCCACUAAUUCCACCCAGAAUUCCGCCACGAAAUUCGCAAAGCACGUCAGAUAAGAUGUUGCAUGAGCGUUAUGUCACCUGCCCGACCCGAGCACCUCCUCAAAGACCGUCUCAAAGACACCCAAAUCCUGCUCGUCCUGUUUCACGUCGACUGCGGUGAUGGACAGAAAUCAAAGUCUUGUGCACAAUCUGGGUUCAGUUUUGUUUUAAUGCUAGAGAGGUGAAGAGGUUGUGGACUUCGGUGGGGACAACAUGAGAACAAAAGAAAGUACCAACAUUGAGACAUUUUCUUCUCUUGAUUGAUUUGACACGCUGCAAAAAGAUGCUUAUACAGUGGAAUUGUCAUGAUCCUGCCGCUCCAGCACGAGCUGUGCGGGUGUCCGCGCAGGUGCGCUGAUUGGAGGGUGCACACCUGCGCCUCAUGCAGCCUGAUUAUGCUGUGGAUUUAUAUGACCGCGAUGACAACUGGCCGGCGCCAGUUCGUAUGAUCUUCAUGUCCCGUUCGUGUGCUCCGGUAUCCGUGAUUGAACCUGUGUGUACCGACCUUCGCAUGUUCUCCGACCAACCUUGUAAGCCUGACUCCUUUGAUACUUCUGCCUGCGUUGAUUGUUCCCCUGUGUACCGACUCCUGCCUGUCCGCUCAUCUGUUCUCAUCGCCCGACGUCCCAACUACCGCUGCUGCACCGGACUGCCUGCUCGAUCCCCUACCUCUGCAUAUAAUAAACGUGUCUCUUCUUGAA